GACGAUGUUCGUGCGUGAAACUGGUAUUGAUGUAAAUUGUUGAUUUUAGUAAACAUUAGCUUUCAUUCGUGUUUCGAUUUUCGUUCACAGAGCAUUUCGUAUGGAAAUCCUGUUGACCAUGUAAACAGCUGACGGAUAUAUUAUUUCCUUGUGCAAGUGAUUGUGUCGAAAGAAAUUAUAGUGCUGCGUCUUUAGUUAUUUUUAUGGUACUGGAUAUGAUAGACGAAGGCUUUAGAAGAAAAAUUACGAAACCAUAAUUAUUGAAUCUUCAAAAUGCCGUCGCUCUUAGAAGCACUCGAGCGGAAGUAUGGUGCUAAGGGAGAGGUGAACCCUUCCAUUGACGACUUGCCUGUAGCUAUUUUUGUGCCUAAACGAUCUCCUAGACUGAGUGUGCCUACACUUCUAGUGCUCAACGAUUGUGAUAUAGAUUGCGCUGGAGAGGCAACCGUAUUGGCAGAUAAGUGCGCUGAUGUUGUGGAGCUUGAUCUCGCUAACAAUAAGCUCACGGACUGGGAAGAGGUAUUUGCGAUUCUUGAGCAAGCUCCCCGAGUGAGGUUUCUGAACUUAAGUUUCAAUCGGCUGUCGGCUCAAAUUCAAGCGGCCCAGGCUCUUCAUCCACGUUGGGAUAGUCUGAGUAAUCUCGUCUUGAACUCUACUUAUGUCGGAUGGCCCAGUAUACAUGGUCUGUUGAAAUCUCUUCCGACUCUUGAAGAGCUGCACUUGAGCCUCAAUGAGUAUUCGUACGUGGACCUCACUGGGAAAGAGGUAAAUGAAAAGGACCGGUGCGAGGAAUGUUCACGCUUGAGAUGUGAUCAGACUCAACCAGUUCAUCAACAGUUGAAGAAACUCCACUUCUCAGGAAACCCUGUCAGUAGCUGGAUAGAAAUUUCAAAAUUCGGAUAUGCUUUCCCUAACUUGGAGACGCUUCUAGUUAAUGACUGCAAUUUAACAACGUUAGCGCCCGAUCCCUGUGACAAAUGUGACGAUAGCAAUGGGAAUAAGAAAAGUCACGAUGGCUUCCCCCGACUUCGUUUCCUGAAUCUUAACAACACUGGACUGGCCACGUGGGAUGAAGUGGACAGGCUUGCCAAAUUUCCAGCAUUAAGAAGUUUGAGAGUGCAGGGUUGGCCCCUCUGGGAGCGUGUAGAAUCAACAGAGCACGAAAGAAGAUUACUUCUAGUAGCGAGGCUGCCUCACGUAAGAACCUUAAAUGGUGGUGGUGCUGUCCCGCCAGAGGAGAGAGAUGCGGCGGAAAGAGCCUUCAUCAGAUAUUACAUGGAGAAACCGGAGGCUGACAGACCGGAUAGAUACUGGGAGUUAGUGGGAGUUCACGGUAAGCUGGACCCGCUGGUUUCCGUUGACCUGAGACCAGAAAAGCGAGUGCAAAUUACCUUCACGUGUGGAGACACCAGCGAAGUUAGGACCGUUGAUGUUUACAGAACUGUAGCAGAUUUAAAAACGCGAUUGGAGCGUUUGGCUGGAUUCCCCGCAUCCAAGAUGAGAUUGUUUUACGUGGACCAAGAGCUGAGGGACUCACAGGGUCCGGAAGAAAUGAAAUAUCCGACGAAACAGCUAUAUUCGUACAACAUGUCUUCAGGGGACGAAAUAAUUAUAGACUCGAAAUUCAAGCACUCUAUAUCAGCUAACUCUACUGCGUGAGGCCACUUACAAAUACUUAAAUAUAGGGACAAUAUUUUUAAGCUUGAAAAAAAUCCUUUUUGUGCAAAUUUAUUACAGCCAUCUGUUGAUUCUCAACUUUCUAUAUUGUUUCCGAAAACAUCUGUAUUUUUUAUUACUUAUCUGCACUGCUUUGUACUUUUUGUACUGAUUUUAAAAUAUCGUGCCAAGAUUUUUUUAAUAAUCUGUGGAAAUAUAAUUUUAUUUAAUAGCAGUGCCAAAAUUAAUUGUUUUCUUUAUAUUACUAAUUUAGAAAAGUAUGUAUAUAUUACGCAUUAUAAUUGGAUUGAAUUGUGAGUGAGAUAAACUGUAUCAAAUAUACAAUUACUGAAAAAUAAUUUUGCUACUGGCUAAAAUUCUAGUCUAAAUUGAAAGCCUUGAUAAUUUGUCCCAAUACAAGUCUUCAAAUUAUAGUGAUAAAAUACUAGAAUUAAAUCAUGAUAUAUAAUCAUAUAUAGUAACAAAAUUGUAGUUUACUUCGUAACAAUAUUUUUUUGUCACAAAUGAGUUGUAAGUUUUCGUUACAAGCUUAGCUUGAUUUUUGAAGCACAAUUAUUUUUAUUUUAAGAUAUACAAUUCGCUCCUAAUGAAAUUCUAAUAUGCCGGUACAUUUUACACAAAGGGCAGAUUGUAUUAUGCCUCUUUAAUUUUCGCAAUGAAGUAUCUGUGAUAAUAAUUAUAAUUAAAAAUUACCUACUUAAAUUGACCAUCAAGUUUAGGACACCAAAUUUUAAAUUGUCUGGCUUUUCAUGUGAAAUGCUAAUGGCAUUUAUGUGUAUACGCUUAUCAAGUGAUACUAACUGCCAUUUUCAACAUAAUAUAUGACCAUAGUACAUAUACGUACAUUCUAAUAUAAAAGUGGUUACCGUUUUGAAUGCAUGAAUGUUUUAUACUGUUUUUAAUCUGUACUUGCCUUGUUUUCUAAUACCUUCCAAUUAGCUUUAGCCUGUACCUGCCACAUGAAAUUAGUUGAAGGCAGUAUUAUUUGACACGACCCGUGUUUAUGGAAUAAUGUUUUUUCUUUGUAGUGUUAGGACAUGAAACACUAGAUGAAAUAAAGUAAAAAGAAAAUAUAAAA
Pieris napi is the source of this 2755-nucleotide messenger RNA. It is a transcript of the gene mlt, whose product is annotated as tubulin-specific chaperone cofactor E-like protein. Gene Ontology annotation, molecular function: alpha-tubulin binding. Gene Ontology annotation, biological process: protein folding. The record is from RefSeq and is a predicted model, not a curated record. NCBI's taxonomy places the organism in Eukaryota, Metazoa, Arthropoda, Insecta, Lepidoptera, Pieridae. Bases 274 to 1659 code for a protein of 461 amino acids. The transcript is spliced from 8 exons.